Molecule: messenger RNA, 1061 nt
Organism: Lingula anatina
Lineage: Eukaryota; Metazoa; Brachiopoda; Lingulata; Lingulida; Lingulidae
Molecular function (GO): RNA binding; zinc ion binding
Source: RefSeq, a predicted model, not a curated record
CUUCAUACGGGCACUUCAAGAUGUCGCGGCGUGCCGAGGGGAUGCUCUUUGUUGGGCGCUUGAGUAGAAGCACCCGUACAAGAGAUUUAGAAGAAAUAUUUGAACCUUAUGGGCGUAUGCUACGUUGUGAGAUCAAGUAUGGAGCUGAAAUGGCCUAUGCCUUCGUGGAUUAUGAGGAUCGUAGGGAUGCAGAGGACGCUGUCAAAUAUGAAAAUGGCCGCGAAGUGUGUGGUUCAUCCAUCAUUGUAGAGUGGGCCAAGGGAAACCCUAGGAGACCCCUGGGAUAUGAUGAGUGUUACAAGUGUCAUCGUCCAGGCCAUUGGGCCAGAGACUGCUAUGAUGAUAGAGGUGGUGGGGGUGGCGGCGGAUAUCGCAGGCCAAGAGGGCGCUAUAGAUCCCCAUCUCCCCGAAGACGUAGAAGAUCUAGAUCAAGGUCCAGGGACCGUAGGCGUAGAUCCCGCAGCAGGUCCAAGAAGAGCCGUUCUCGCUCUCGCAGUAGAUCUCCAAGGAGAUCCAGAUCUAGAAGCAGGUCUAGAUCAAAAUCACAAAAUAAGAAUGGCGGGUCGAAGUCACGUUCACGAAGUAAAUCGCCAAGCAAAUCAAGAAGUCCUUCGAAAGAAAAGUCCAAGUCUAAGAGUCCUUCCAGAAGUCGCUCCAGGUCGCGAAGCAGAUCCGGCAGCAAGUAGGAUAGGAAAAAAGGAACGGAUCCACAAAUUUUUGUUAACAAAAAAAGAAUCUGCCCAUUUGGUUGGGAAGACUUUUCAGAAGGCAAUUUGGGCAAGUUGAGCAAUUUGACUCUUUCAGACAGGGCGAGGUCUUGUUAAAUUUCAUUAAUUUCAAUUAUGUAGUCACCUACUUCACUUAGAUUAGUAGAUAUUUCCUCUUUGCAUUUUAUUCUUGUGUCAUAUUUUUAUGUUUACUGAACCCCUUUCACCAAGUAGACUUAUCACGCUGGUUACGAUAACCAUGCAUACUUAGAUACCUUGGCGGUUUUAAUGCAUGGCAUCAAGAUUUUUAUAUAAUGGGUAAAUUUUUUAAGCACAAUAAAUGAAGUGAAUAUA